GUGUGGUCGGGCCAUAUGACGUCGUCCAUGCGGCAGUGGUGGCGCCGCGCCGCCGCGGCGCUCAAGGACAGGAGGAGCCUGCUCCUGGCGCGCCUCCGCCCGCGCCGGGCCGGACACCACCGGGAGCUGGAGGCGGCCGUGAUCCGCGCCACGAGCCACGAGGACCGGUGGAUGGACUACCGGAGCGCCGCGCGGGUGUUCGCGUGGGCGCGCUCGUCGCCCUCGUGCCUCCGGCCCGCCAUGUGCGCGCUGGCGCGCCGCGCGCGGCGGACGCGGUGCUGGGUCGUGGCGCUCAAGUCGCUCAUGGUCGCGCACGGCAUCCUCCUCCGCUCGGGCCUCGCGCCAAGCGCGGCCCGCGCCGGGCUCGUCGUCCCCUUCGAGCUCGCUGAUUUCCGAGACCGGUCCUCGUUCUCCUCGUCGUCGGCGGCGAGGUCCCUGGCCUUCUCCGCCUUUGUGCGCGCGUACUUCCGGUUUCUGGACUACCGCUCCCACCUCGCCGCGCAGGUGGACACCGACGGCGACGACGCCGCCAAUAAGUGCUCGGAUGAUCCCCAAACGGCCUUUCUUGAUCGGAUAGCCAAGAAACAGUUCCUGCUCGACCUGCUCCUGCAAAUCCGCCCGUACGGCGACGGCAUGGAGGUGCCGCUCGUCCUCGAGGCCAUGGACUGCGCACUCAUCGAGAUCUUCCAGGUGUACGGCGAGAUAUGUACCGGCAUAGCGCGGUUCCUCGUCAGCGGCGUUCAAUGCAGACCGGCGAAGCCGACGAUGGACAAGGCGGCCACGGCGGAAGGGGUGAAGGUGCUCUGGCGGGCGGUGGAGCAGGGCGCUCAGCUCUCGUCCUACUUCGACCUGUGCCGCGGGCUCGGCGUGGCCAACGCCCGCAAGCUCCCGGCGGCGUUCGUUCGCUUGAAAGACGACGACGUUCGGGACCUCGAGCGGAUCCUCAUGACUGACAUCCAGGACGAUAACAGUGACGAGGCGGAGCCGGAACCGGAGGCAGAGGGGAUGGCGGCGCCGGCUGACGUGAAGGACGCGGGGCCAACGUCGACGACCACUACGGUGGUGACGACGACAACGGAAUGGGUGGCAUUCGACGAGGAGAAUUCAAGCGCUGGCGUUGUCGCCUACGACGACGGCGGGGGUCACGUCUCUAAUCACUGGAACCCCUUCGUCGCUGCGCCGUCAGACGGUCGGGAAGUCGGAAAUCUGAUCGAGCUUUUCUAGUUUUCUAACCGGACCGCAAUCUUGGGCUUAAGUCGUUAAGCCUUUUGCUGUUGUUGUGCGCCCGCCCGAUUAAAAAGGUUAGAAAAAAUUUGUUACUAAUUUGUCACCGCACCAAAUUGUACAUUUGUACUCUUUGUAAAUAGCAACGUGACUCAUUUGAUCGAGCUUUGUUA
Sorghum bicolor (sorghum) is the source of this 1397-nucleotide messenger RNA. Its product is annotated as putative clathrin assembly protein At1g25240. The coding region runs from base 16 to 1224 and encodes 402 amino acids. Gene Ontology annotation, cellular component: clathrin-coated vesicle; clathrin-coated pit. Gene Ontology annotation, biological process: clathrin-dependent endocytosis; clathrin coat assembly; vesicle budding from membrane. The record is from RefSeq and is a predicted model, not a curated record. NCBI's taxonomy places the organism in Eukaryota, Viridiplantae, Streptophyta, Magnoliopsida, Poales, Poaceae. Gene Ontology annotation, molecular function: SNARE binding; clathrin heavy chain binding; 1-phosphatidylinositol binding. The transcript has a single exon.